Molecule: messenger RNA, 2613 nt
Organism: Oreochromis aureus
Lineage: Eukaryota; Metazoa; Chordata; Actinopteri; Cichliformes; Cichlidae
Gene: slc25a15b
Product: solute carrier family 25 member 15b
Exons: 7
Coding region: 483-1391 (302 amino acids)
Biological process (GO): mitochondrial L-ornithine transmembrane transport
Molecular function (GO): L-ornithine transmembrane transporter activity
Source: RefSeq, a predicted model, not a curated record
UUAACAUUUACGACUAUAUAAUAACCAUGUAACGCUACAAUGUAAAUUUUAAAAAGUCCAAUUACAUUACAGCUCUUGCGAAUUCUGGUUAGUAAGACUGCUAAUUUUCUGAGCAGAGUCGUUGGGCGACGGCAAGUUUCGUCCCUGGAAUUUAGAGCAGAGAGGGCGCUCUCAACUUUUCAUUUUCUCCUCCAAUGACACAACCUCUGUACUCUCCUCAUCACCUCCCAGGAUCGUUGAUGGGCAAUGCAUCGAUCAUUGUGCAGACAGUGAGGACAGGCGCUGCAAAUGAGAUAGCAUUAAGAUACACGUUGAACGGUGGCCUGCUGGAGUAAAUUAGCAUGAUGCUAGCUUUGGUUAGCAGCUCCCUGAAUUAACGUAUGUCUGACACAUAGACACCCAGGUUAACCUCACCUACAGAUUUUACCUCGAAGCUCUCCAGUAAGGUAGCUGAGAGGAGGGGAGACCUUUUCUGACCUACCAUGGCUCCACAUCCAGUAGUCCAGGCCAUCAUUGAUCUCUCUGCAGGAGCCACAGGGGGAGCUGCGUGCGUCUUCAGCGGGCAGCCUCUAGACACAGUAAAGGUCAAAAUGCAGACCUUUCCUAAGCUGUACCGCGGUUUCAUCCACUGCUUCGUGUCUACCUACAAACAAGUGGGUCUGCGUGGGCUCUACCAGGGCACUACUCCGGCGCUGAUGGCCAAUAUCGCCGAGAACGCCGUGCUCUUCAUGAGUUACGGCUUCUGUCAGCAGGUCAUCCGCUUCACAGCCGGCCUGCACAGCGAGGCUGUGCUGAGUGACGUGCAGAAAGCCUGUGCUGGCUCAGUAGCGUCCAUCUUCUCAUCGCUGGUGCUCUGCCCCACUGAGCUUGUCAAGUGCCGACUACAAGCCAUGCAUGAAAUGGCAUCAUCAGGCAAGAUUGCCAGUAGCCAGAACACUGUGUGGUCAGUGGUGAAAUUCAUCAUAAGGAAUGAGGGACCACUGGGCUUCUUCCAGGGUCUGACCACCACUAUAGCCAGAGAGGUCCCCGGUUACUUCUGCUUCUUCGGUGCCUACGAACUCUGCCGCACAACUUUUGCAGACUACAUGAAAUGUGGCAAGGAUGACAUAGGUGUGGCUCCAAUUGUGUUCAGCGGCGGUUUUGGAGGGGCGUGUCUGUGGCUGGUGGUCUACCCUAUGGAUUGUGUCAAAUCUCGUAUUCAAGUCAUGUCUAUGAUGGGCAAACAGGCGGGCUUUUUCAAGACCUUCAUGACCAUCACUCGCACUGAAGGUGUGAGGGCGCUCUACUCUGGUCUUACCCCCACCAUGAUCCGCACCUUCCCUGCUAAUGGAGCUCUGUUUCUGGGUUACGAGGCCAGCCGGAAGCUCAUGAUGAAGCAGUUUGACAGCUAAAACGGUCCACAUCCUUAACACAAAUGAAGAAACGGCAAACUGAAAGUGAAGUAUUAUAGCCAUAUGACCUUAUACGUGGGCUCUGAAAACUGCCACACUCCAUCUCCUUUGAGACUGAAGCAACUCGCUUUUGACUCAGCGUUUACAUCACAGUAUUACUCUGGUUCUUACAUAGAAUAAUUUUUAGUUUUUUAAUACUUCGGUGGAAAAAAUACAGUCACCUGCCACUUUGUUAGGUACACCUGUUCUGCUGCUCAUUAACCAGCCAAUCACAUUCAUAGUUCAGCAUCAGAAUGGGGAAGACGUGUGAUUUUGGUAAGUGUGAACAUGGCGUGGUUGUUGGAGUAUUUCAGAAACUGCUGAUCUGCUGGGAUUUCACCUAAUAAAAUGUCUAAGCAUAGCACAGUAUUGAGCAAACAGCCUCUUUACCAGGAACUGCCAGCACUUCCGUUUAUUAUUUUACCUCUACCUCAACAAGGUCAUCGUCACACGUAACGAUUCUUUCACACGGGAUCGGUUACCUGAUUAAAGAGGAGAGUUGUUGUGAAAGCCCCCUGUGGUCAUACAAGCAGCACUCGGGGCUCUUAUCCACUCCACAUGCACUACUUGAAGGCACAAAUACAUUCCUGUCUCUUCAAGUUGUGUAGAGACAUGAAUAAAAUGACUCUUUUAGGUUUUGAGAUUAUAUUUAGGGCAAAACUUAAUAUGACUAUGUAAAGAUAAUAAAGCGGCAUAUGCUAUUUCAGUAAAUUUUAUUAACUAUUUUUAAAUUUUAUUAACUCAUUAUAGAAUCAUUGGCAGCAAUGUGGACACCUUAAUUUGGGAUCUCACCUGGGUUUGUCUGUCUGGGUAGUUCUGCUCAUAAAUUCUGCUGCUUUCAGAAGGAACAUCGAUUUGUUUUAAAUCAUAGGCUGAUUAUUCUUUGUCAUGGUUGCCAUACUGUACUCCACUCCGUGCUGUGAUUCUUCAGUAUGUUGAGACCCAGCAUUAAUCUUUUUUUGUGUGUGUAACCUUUGCCUGAUUAUGUGCCAUUUCCCAUAUGUUUUCCCCUUUCAAUGCUGAGUUUGCAGUUCAGAAUUCUCAAUCCUGUUCUCUUCAGUUUUAUACAGAAGUGUAGAUAUUUUAUCCUGGAAAUGCUAACGAAAGACGGAGAACUGUUUGUACAUCAAACCUGAUAUUUAUUGUACUAAUGCAGCCUACAUUAAAAGUAAGAUUUAUUUUA